Rhodamnia argentea is the source of this 1314-nucleotide messenger RNA. RefSeq lists its product as uncharacterized. The record is from RefSeq and is a predicted model, not a curated record. Lineage: Eukaryota; Viridiplantae; Streptophyta; Magnoliopsida; Myrtales; Myrtaceae. Bases 167 to 997 code for a protein of 276 amino acids. The transcript is spliced from 3 exons.
CAAAAUUGUUCGUGAGAGAGAGACUCCAUUGUCGCUCUGAAGCUACAAAAUUUUUUCCCGAGAGGACACUGACGAGAAGACCCGAGAUCAAGCGGUCGGUUUCUCCUGCUCGGGAGCUUCCUGAUCAGAGCUCUGCGAGUCUCGAGUCCUCCUCGUGCGGCCGGUAAUGGUAAGCGCGAGAGUGAAGGAGCGAGAGAGCGGGCGGGGUUCCGGGGCGAUGGGCUCCUCCGAAAGGCCGAAGCAGCUGCACAAUUUCGCGCUUCCGUAUCUCCGGUGGAGCAACCAGAAGCACCUGCGGUGCGUGAAAGUGAGCAAUCCCAGUCCCAGCGUCUUGGACGACGGCGGCGGUCGAUCUCUCAAGGUCGCGAUCAGGCGGGUCGAAUCGGACGCCGAGGAUGCGAGCGCGGCGCGGGCGCUGGGUAAGCCCACGGUGGUCAUCAUCGGGCCGCGAAACGGAGGCGGCAGCGGUGAUGAUGGAAUAGGAUGGCAGAGAGAGAAGAGGAGGAUGAGCGAUGAGCUUUGGCGAGAGAGGGAGGAAGAUUCCGGUGUUCUGGCCGAGAACAAGGAAGCGUCGGAGCAGGAACCGGGUGCUGUGGCAGCGGCGCAGGCGACUGUGCCGUGGAAUCUGAGGACGAGGAGGCCGGGUUAUAAGGCUCCGGCCGCCGCCAAUGGAGGAGCGAAAGUCGGUGAUUCUCCGUCGAGGAGCGAGGGCGUUGAUGCUGGUGGUAGUGGCAGCGGUGGCGGCGGCAACGGUGGGAAGAACGAGGAGAGAGCCAAGUUCGCGGUGCCGCUCCAGAGGAAGGAAAUCGAGGGGGAUUUCAUGGCGAUGACCGGACAUCGGCCGCCUCGGAGGCCGAAGAAGAGAAACAGGACAGUGCAGAAGAAUUUGGAUGCUCUUUUCCCUGGAUUGUGGUUGACGGAAGUUACAGCUGAUGCGUACAAAGUCGAAGAGGCUCCUGAAAAUCCAAAAGGUAGCAAAGGGAGCGGGCACCUGUAAUGGAACUCCAAGUAACUUCCUUUUGGCUCUCUGCGAAUUGGGUUGAUGGUGGAACCGGGGAAGGGUCCUUUUCCACCUUGCUUGUCACUGACGAUUAGUUGCUUGGAAGUGCUGAUUUAGGUUGAUAAUUAGUUAUACAUCGAUCUCUCUCUCGAUCUCAAUAAGGCUCUUUUUUUUUUUUUUCCAUAAAGAUGGGCAAUCUCCCUCAACUGCGAGGAUUCUGUGAAUAAUUGGGUAUUGGAUGUUUCAUUCUGGUUUCGAUCGUUGCAUAUGUUUAUCAGCAAAGUUUGAUAUGGUUAUCAUUUAGCCAAUGACAG